AUGAAGUGGCAGUCUCUUCUUGCUCUCGGUAGCAUAGCCCAGCUUGCUACUAGUUUGGAGCUCAUCGACGAGUCUGAGGAUAAUGGAGUCAUUUGUUAUACUUACCUGUCAACCUAUCUUGCCGCUGUAGACGCUGGACCAGCACCGGCCCUGCCUACGACACGAGGCAUUCUCCCUCCAUACUUUACAAACCGUUCGACGUCUGCUGUUCCCCUGUCUACAUUUCCAGCAGAUCGAGAGUCUUCCAUUGUCCUUCAGGAUCCUGACUCCACAGUCGUUCUGCCUACCUCUUCAGACAUUACCAUCCCAACAGAGUUCACCCUGCUUACUUCGUCGGAUUUUGCCAUCCAGACAGAGCUCACUCUUCUUACCUCGUCGGACUUUAUCAUCCCAACAGAGUUCACUGACUUGGUCUCCCCUACUGCUGCUAUCUCGAGUGAUGUCUCUACGACAACCUCUCAAACUGAAGUGACGGGCCAGGCCGUCAUCUUCUUCAUUACACCGGACACUACCAAUGAGCGACGGAGCCUGGUCAAGAGAAUCAUCCCCGGAGGCUUCGUCAAUGGAGUUAGCCCGGUGGAUAUCUGUACUGAUGCCGAUGUCUUUCAACUCUCAGACGGUCAGCUCUUGGAUAAUGGAAGCCCUGUCUACUACGACGGUGAACCAUACAAGCUGUUUGCCAGCGAUGGUACGCCUCCCGAUGGUGCAAUCACGCGAGAGUUCGCCAGUGUGAGCGGGAACCUCGUGUUUACUAGCAGCUCCCUACCCAGUACCGGCUUCUUUGAGCAAUGUCAAAACGGUGAAAUACCCGGACCCGAUCAAGCAAGCUUAACCAGCAGCGACGUGGCUCAAUCUCCCGUUACCGCUUCGACAGAUAUAAGCAGCUCGGCUGUGUCGUCCGGAGCUCAAGAAUUGACAUCAACAAUACUUACUGAGCCCAUGGGUGCAUCAUCCUCCACCGACAGUCCCAGUGUCGUAACGGAAACACAAUCGACAGUCACCACAGACGAAACAGCAAUUGUCACUGUAGACUCGUCAUCCACAGACCUUUCCUCGCAAUCUUCUUUGUUUACAUCUUCUUCUUCCUUGACUUUAUCAACAACAAUCACAACUGAAUCCCAAUCUGUCCCUUUGCUUCAAACUUCUUCCUCAACAGACUCUACUGUUGUUACAGUAUCUACAGAUACCUCUUCAUCUUCCGAGUCACCGUUUGAACCUUCUGCCUCCACUGUCCUCUCUACAGUCACUACAGUCACAGAUCUUCCUUUUGAAGAGACUACCAUCUCAACAACGAUAUUACCUCAGGAGUCUGAAACGUCGACACUGCUUGACACCACAAAUGCGACUGCAGAAACUACAGCGACUGGAGAAACUACCGCUACUCAAACAACAACUACUGCCGAGGACACUACAGGCACUGAAACCACGACUGCGGAUGAAGGCACUACAACAACAGACGAGGAAACCACGACUACUGCUGAAGCAACUACAACCACUUCAAGCUGCGAUAGCGAAGUGAUCCUCACAACAGUAGCUCUACUGAAUCCAACACCAAUUUUUGGCAAUGCUUAUUACGAUGACUCCGUUGCCAAUAUUGCCUUGCCAUUCAAUAUUGCGGGCAGUGGCCAGAGCACUGUCUAUGUUUCUACAAAUGGCGUAAUAUCUUUGGGCUCCGGUGGAUAUCCUGCAGAGCCUGGCAACAGACCGCUCCCAACCCAAGCCAUUCCUGGAAUAGCCGUCUGUCCUUACUGGGACGACUUCAUUCUGGAUAGAAGUCGCGGUCAUUCAGUUGCGUAUGAAGUCUUUGACGGUCAGCACGGCACGCAGGCUACUUUCGAGUGGGUUGUCGGAAGGUAUCUAGGUCCUCCUGGCGACGACCAGAACGACGACAGUUUGUUCCAUUUUACCGCCACCUUUUACCAGAACUUUCCACAAAUCUUCAGGUUUUCAUACUACACUACAACCGACAAGGGCUCAAGUGCAACAACAGGUGUACAGAAUAGUGCUAUCGAAAGUUACAGACAGAUUUCAUUUAAUGCGGAGGGCAGUGUACAAGAUGGCACUUCUGUGUUUAUCAAUCUUUUGACUGGUGGUUAUGAAACAGUCCCAUUUGACAAUACCGAGUGUGGAAAGGGAGACCCUUAUGAUCGAUCAACGAUAUUUGCGGAGUAA
This is a messenger RNA of Fusarium poae, 2172 nucleotides long. RefSeq lists its product as uncharacterized. The record is from RefSeq and is a predicted model, not a curated record. Lineage: Eukaryota; Fungi; Ascomycota; Sordariomycetes; Hypocreales; Nectriaceae. The transcript has 2 exons. Bases 1 to 2172 code for a protein of 723 amino acids.